CUUUCUUUCACUUUUUUUUUUUUCUUUUACCCUUUAUAGAAACGGAAACUCCAGUUAAGCCCAGAGCAAUGUAGCAACUUUUAUGCAGACCAAUACGGAAAAGUGUUUUUUCCUAAUUUAACAGCCUAUAUGAGUUCCGGGCCUUUAGUUGCUAUGGUUCUUGCCAGACAUUGUGCAGUCUCAUACUGGAAGGAAUUGCUUGGACCAUCGAACAGUGUAAGAGCUAGGAGAACUCACCCUCACAGCUUAAGAGCAAUCUAUGGGACUGAUGACCUGAGGAAUGCGCUCCACGGCAGCCUCAAUGUUUCCUCAGCAGAAAGAGAAAUUCGAUUCAUGUUUCCAGAAGUGAUCUUGGAGCCAAUUCCAGCUGGACAAAGAGCCAGGGAUUACUUGAACCUUUAUGUAAAGCCUACAUUACUAGCUGGGCUCACUGCACUGUGUAAAGAGAAACCAGCAGAUCCAAUGACUUGGCUUGCUGACUGGCUGAUUGAACACAAUCCUAAUAAACCUAGGCUACAGCAUCAGAUCACUGAAGAAGAAUAUCAGGGAUGAGAGCUCAGUGGAAACCAUCUCAAGCAUUCCGAGUUACAAAUAAUACAUUAUCAUUUUCACUGUAUCCUUUGGCUAUGUAAUCAAUUUUAUCUGAAGUUAAUGUUCUUGUCAUAA
Messenger RNA from Balearica regulorum gibbericeps (East African grey crowned-crane), 666 nucleotides. NCBI's taxonomy places the organism in Eukaryota, Metazoa, Chordata, Aves, Gruiformes, Gruidae. The record is from RefSeq and is a predicted model, not a curated record.